AGGGGGCCGAGAAGAGAGAGGGGAACAAAGCGCAUGCCCAGUAGCGCCCGUGCCUCGGGUUAGAGCGACUGAACUCCCGGCGCAGCGCUGGAUCUCCGGCCCUCGCGGCGUGCGAACCCCCGGCUUCCGGUGGUCCCGCGAGGUCGUAGUUUUCUCCGUUUCCCGGUGGCCACUAGCAGGGCUCCGCGGGGCCGCUAUGGAAAAGCUGCGGCGGGUGCUGAGCGGCCAGGACGACGAAGAACAAGGGUUGACCUCACAGGUCCUGGAUGCCUCAACACUUUCUUGGAAUACUAGAUUGAAGUGGUUUGCCAUAUGCUUCAUAUGUGGCAUUUUAUGUUCUUUUAUUGGAACCGCAUUGCUAUGGCUUCCAGGAGGGGUGAAACUUUUUGCAGUUUUAUAUACUUUUGGAAAUAUUUCUGCAUUAGCCAGUACUUGCUUCUUAAUGGGACCUGUGAAACAACUGAAAAAAAUGUUUGAAUCAACAAGAUUGCUUGCUACAGUUAUCAUGUUGAUUUGUUUGGUUUUAACUCUGUGUGCUGCUCUUUGGUGGCAUAAAAAAGGAUUGGCUCUGCUGUUCUGCAUAUUGCAAUUUUUGGCAAUGAGUUGGUAUAGUUUAUCAUAUAUUCCAUAUGCCAGGGAUGCAGUGAAGAAAUGCUGUUCCUCUCUGAUAAGUUAAAAUAAAGAAACUUUUUGAAGAGGAAAUUUUUAUAUUGAUGCUCAAUUUUCUUGGUGAUGCAUACUUCAAAAUUAAUUUUCACUCCAAAACCGUUGCGAUAAUUUAACAUUUUUUUUGUAUACUGAGUAAAACCUUUUAUGUUUAAUCUGUUAAAUAUUUUUGUCUUAAAUUCACAAUGUGCCAUUAUUGUGGUUUCCCAAAGAACAGGAAAUUUUAAUCAUAUAAUUUAGAUUAUUUUAUAAAUUGCUUAUAUAGCUUCUUUUAGACUGCUUUGAGAUUUGUACUUGUGUGGAGAGAGCUUAUAAAUCUACAGCAAGGUAUAUACAAUUUUCUGGCCCUUUAUAAUUUUUCUAAGACAUCAUUGUUUUUUACCUGAAAUGUGAAGUAGUUUUUCUUCAGAUUGAGUUGCAUAUUAUGUAUAGCAAACAAAUUAAUAUAUGGAUCAUAAUUUUGAAA
Messenger RNA from Dromiciops gliroides (monito del monte), 1132 nucleotides. RefSeq names its product SFT2 domain containing 1 (gene SFT2D1). The coding region runs from base 197 to 676 and encodes 159 amino acids. Gene Ontology annotation, biological process: vesicle-mediated transport. The record is from RefSeq and is a predicted model, not a curated record. Gene Ontology annotation, cellular component: membrane. Lineage: Eukaryota; Metazoa; Chordata; Mammalia; Microbiotheria; Microbiotheriidae. The transcript has 8 exons.